GUUUUAAAGAAAGCGAGAAUGACUAAAAAAGGGCAAGGCAAUUCAAAUAUAGCAAAUGGGGAAGUGAUAGAUACACUUGUAAUUCUUUCAAGUGACCUUGUUCAAGUUGUUGCAAAGGGGGUUCAGCUUCCAGCUGAUGGUUAUGCUGGGAAUGUGGCUUGUAACAAUGCUGAAGCUGUUGUGGAGUCUAUUCCUUCUACAGAAUUUUCAGUGAAUGAUGUUGAGAAAUCUAUCAAGUCCACUGUUUGUAGAGAGAAUGGUGAACAGUUAAGGAACUCAAUGCAAAAUGAGAAUGGAUUUCUUCCAAGUUUGAUUCCCUCAAAUGCUAAAAAGGAUCAUGAGGGGAGAAAUGUUGCCGAGAUUAAAGACACCUCUGGUGCUGCAAAUGAUUGGAGACAAUGUGGAUAUGAUGGGUUGCAAGGACACAAGAAUGAUGAUGAAAAAGUUUUAGAGUUUUCUCAGGAAGAAAGUGCUACUAAAGAUUUAGGCUCAAGUUCAACCUGUAAGUCAAUAUCCAUGUCACUUGUCUUAUUGUUUAAAAUGUUUUGAUAUUUAGAAGUAGCUUAAUCUCUGUGAUAUUUAUAAGGAAGGAUUCUCUAUGAGGAUAAUAUUAAUUGGAAAGCCUCUAUUUUGACAUGGACUUCUGAUGUUAAGAUUAUCAAUUAGUGAAGGAGUG
Molecule: messenger RNA, 676 nt
Organism: Humulus lupulus (European hop)
Lineage: Eukaryota; Viridiplantae; Streptophyta; Magnoliopsida; Rosales; Cannabaceae
Exons: 6
Coding region: 19-549 (176 amino acids)
Source: RefSeq, a predicted model, not a curated record